Molecule: messenger RNA, 1293 nt
Organism: Tripterygium wilfordii
Lineage: Eukaryota; Viridiplantae; Streptophyta; Magnoliopsida; Celastrales; Celastraceae
Product: 26S proteasome non-ATPase regulatory subunit 14 homolog
Exons: 5
Coding region: 120-1049 (309 amino acids)
Biological process (GO): proteasome-mediated ubiquitin-dependent protein catabolic process; protein deubiquitination
Cellular component (GO): proteasome regulatory particle, lid subcomplex
Molecular function (GO): metallopeptidase activity; protein binding; proteasome binding
Source: RefSeq, a predicted model, not a curated record
AAUCCGGCCCGUCUCAUCACUUCGCUUCCGAUUGACAUUGGAGGAGGACCAAGAUCUAGCAACUUGCUUUCUUUGCUUAUCAAUUUAUCAAAGCUUUACAGAGCAGACAGAGAGACAGGAUGGAGCGAUUGCAGAGGAUAUUCGGCGGAGGAAUGGGAGGGAUGGGUCAGCCGCAUCCGGAUUCUCCGCUCUUGGACUCCUCGGAGCAAGUCUACAUAUCGUCGCUGGCGCUCCUCAAGAUGCUGAAGCAUGGGAGGGCCGGGGUUCCUAUGGAGGUGAUGGGCCUCAUGCUUGGGGAGUUCGUCGACGAGUAUACUGUCAGAGUCGUCGACGUCUUCGCCAUGCCUCAGAGCGGUACCGGUGUCAGUGUGGAGGCCGUCGACCACGUCUUCCAGACCAACAUGCUCGACAUGCUCAAGCAGACUGGCAGACCAGAGAUGGUCGUUGGUUGGUACCAUUCACAUCCCGGAUUUGGUUGCUGGCUUUCUGGUGUUGAUAUAAACACUCAGCAGAGUUUCGAGGCAUUGAAUCAAAGGGCUGUUGCUGUAGUGGUCGACCCGAUUCAGAGUGUUAAAGGGAAAGUGGUUAUUGAUGCAUUCCGUCUUAUUAACCCUCAAACAAUGAUGCUCGGACAAGAGCCACGUCAAACAACGUCUAAUCUUGGGCAUUUGAACAAACCAUCGAUUCAGGCUUUGAUUCAUGGGCUGAACCGACAUUACUACUCUAUAGCCAUAAACUAUAGAAAAAAUGAACUUGAGGAGAAGAUGCUUCUGAACCUCCAUAAGAAGAAGUGGACUGAUGGCUUGACCCUGCGUCGGUUUGAUACCCAUUCUAAAACAAAUGAGCAAACUGUGCAGGACAUGCUUAACUUGGCCAUAAAAUACAACAAGGCAGUUCAAGAAGAAGAUGAAUUGUCCCCAGAGAAACUUGCUAUUGCAAAUGUGGGGAGGCAAGACGCAAAGAAGCAUCUGGAAGAGCAUGUAUCGAAUUUGAUGUCGUCAAAUAUAGUUCAGACUCUUGGGACCAUGCUUGAUACUGUUGUAUUCUAGGGUGAUUUGAUGAUGUUUUACGUUGAACGCUUAUGAAUUUCAAGCCUGAUUUAGGCAUAUGGUUACGUUUGGAGAAUCUCCUGUAAGACACUUUUAAAGUUGGCCUAGUCCUUGGACGUAAUGUAAGGGCGGUGAAAGAUGAUAUUGUUCUUGCAUAAGCCUUAACUAGGCAAUAAUUUCAUAUUCGCGCUUGUGUCAUGGCUAUUGAAUUUCCUAAUGAAUGUUAUAAUGUAUUUCGUGAUUA